This is a messenger RNA of Perkinsus marinus ATCC 50983, 5454 nucleotides long. RefSeq lists its product as hypothetical. The transcript is spliced from 39 exons. Bases 1 to 5454 code for a protein of 1817 amino acids. The record is from RefSeq and is a predicted model, not a curated record. Lineage: Eukaryota; Perkinsozoa; Perkinsida; Perkinsidae.
AUGCUCAGUCUCAGUAGACAAGUUUUGGCUGCCUCUGCCCGCGUGCAGACUACUCUCCCUUCGGUGGUUGCUCUCCAAGCCUGCCGACGUUUGGUGGACAACCCUGGAUCCAUCGUCGACCGGUCUCCGAGUUCUCCUCUGCAGACUAUGAGGCAAGCGUUGUUGGUUUCUGGUCAGUUCAAACCGAAGGAUGCUAAUGAGACUCGUUCGUUUGUCGCCGAUUUGAUCGAGGUUGAGGAUAUGCUCACUUUCGCUGGGAUGAAGACUUUCAUGCCUCCGCAAUCACAGAAGCUGUUGAAGCUGACCAGAGUGGAAGCUUAUAAGUAUCGUGAUAGCCGCAGGGAAAAUCAGAUAGUUCAAACACUUAAAUCUUUCGGUAUGUUUGCUGAUGUGGUCUACACCUCUCCUAGACUUACUCAUAUCAAAGUGGAGUGGAUGAAGGGAGCUUUCAUCAUACCUCAUGAGGGUUGUGAUGAGGAGAGUCUUCAACGUUACGCUAGGCGGGUCGCGGAGACCGAGGUCUGCAAGGUUGCCAUUCUGGACAAAUGGGAUACUGCUAUCAACCAGAGGCAUUACCUGAAGAACGCCCUUGUCGCCUUGCAAAAAGCAGGCCCGGAGAGUAGCCGUUUUACGGAGGCUAGUGGGGUUGACGAGGCUGACUAUGAUGUUGGCGUUGUCAGUGAUAUAGGGGAGAAAGCCUUGGAGGUCCAGUCUGCCUUGGAGGAGGGUGAUGGUGAGGAGGAGGGGGGAGAGGAAGUCGGCAUGGGAGCCGCUGGGGAUGAUGAUGAUCAUGAUGGGAAUGCCCCUGAGGGUUACGAGAUCGAGGAGGAGGUGGUGGAGGAUGGAGGAGGAGGAUGCAAGGCAGGUGAUCAAGGUGAGCAGCAGCAGUAUGGUGUGGAGGAAGAGGAUGCUACUGCUGCUACUGCUGCAGCUGCUGCUUCCGAUAGUAUUGCUACGCAUGCCCAGGACGGAGCAAACAUCGAACUGGUCGAUGAGCUGAUCGCACCAGAGGCCCCUUUCCCAAGCAACCCUGCAGAGGCCCGAUUGCUACUACAGAAACUCACUGAGGCUGAGAGUGGCCUGUGUGUAUCCACGGCCUUCCUUCAAUCCUUCAUCGACCAGUUCAUCACUACACUCCCUCGUGAGAUCUGCUCCUCCAUAGUGGAAGUGAAGACAUAUAAGAAUGUACAGGAGAUGACCAUGGUUAUCAGACAUACGCUCAGACAGUUGCACAAGAGGAAGGAGGCCAUACCGGCUACCUUUGAUGUCCUUAAGGCUGAGGUCGAACUCUCUGAUGAGUUGAGGAGGAUGUGCACCUUUAUCCACACUGAUGAUGGAUCGGAGGAGCUCACUCUGGAGCAUUGGAAUAGGUUCAGACCCCUGUCCAUACCCUCAGUGUGUAGGAAUCUGGCUAAGUCAGGACGCUUGCGGAAGCUGAUCCAGGUCACUUGCCGUCAUGUUCGAGAGCUGUCGAGAGAGCAGUGGGUGGAUCUGUGUAUGGUCCUCAACAUCAACGAGAGCAACUUUGAAGAGGUGGUGGAGGCCCUGGUCCCAUGGGUGAAGCAUUUCGUAGUGCCAUACGUGAGUAAUCUGAGUGGUGGCUUGGGCACAGUGGCAGCUAUUGUCGAGCAUGUGAAGUCCCUAGUAGAGUGGGCUACCUCCGUUGCUCUCCAGCAUGCCGUGGACUCCACGGCCGGAUAUGCGUUCGCUGUGGACCUCUUGAAAGGUGUCAUAGCCGCGGUCAAGAGAGCAAUAGCUGUGCCCGAUGCUGAGGUCCCCCUGAGUCGGACUCCCCUGCAUUGGGCGGCCCUUGGGCACCUCAGAGGGCUCAUGGACAAAUGCACAUUCUUGGAGGAAGCGGAAACGCUGUUGAAACGCCUUCACUUGUGUCUAGAAGUUCGACAGUCUUUUGGGAUCCCGGUCAACUUAUCGGACAUUCCAGAUGAUGCAAAGUUGAGGAGGGAGUGGUUCGGCCGCGCAGGCUUGGCCCUUCUGAAACGAGUUCCUACCGAUAAGAUCCGGUCUAUUGUGGAGGACUCUUUGUAUCCUCUGGGUCAGCGUAUGGACCUCGACUACCCAGUUGAAGAAGCUGUCACUAACAUUCUGGCGAGUUAUGCGGCGCAUGAUCUGGCUGAAGACUCUGUGGAUCAAACAACUCCUUCCGACUUUGCUAGAGUGAUGGCAGUAUUCGUGUGCAUGCGUACAGACUCUAGCCGAGCUCGGAUACUGCCGCAUUUGGUAUGGAUAGCAGUGAGAUGUGCUACCUCGGGAGAAGGCAGUUCGGAUGAGCUAGAGGAGGCCGAACGCAUAUGUGAAGAAGCGGAGAGUUGGGACCUGGAGGCAGAGGAUAGGGCCGGGGUAGCUGCCAACAAGAUGAGGAUACUCCUCCACAAGGAGGCCAGACCCCAUCUGCCGUAUGACUCCACUACGACUUAUCCGGAUGCCCUCGAUGCCAUGUUGCCCACGCCCCAGGUGGUCUUCCUAACGGUGACCCAUCUAGCCACACGUCUCGACGACGACGAUGCUUUCCGUGCUGCACUACGCAUUGCUGAUGAGUGCCGUAGAGCCAGGGAGGAUGAGGACGGGCCACGCGACAAGUUAUUGGCUCGCUUUGGUAAAUGCAUAUGCCCCUCGGAAGUAUUGUGUACCCGCUUCGUAUCUGUAUUUGAGCACAGUCUGGGCCCGGGCCCUACUGAGGGGGACGUGUUGGAGGGCAUCACGAGGGCCUCUGCCGUCUUCCGAGAGACACUCCCGUUCGAGUCACAGCUCUCGGGCCUUCGGUCGUUCAUAACCCUACUCUGGACUCGUUGUGGCGCUUCGUCCCUACACCGGCUACCCCUCUACUGCCAGACCGGGAUUAUGGCCGCUAAGAUUGCUCUAACAGAAGGGUCGGACACUAUCAUACAAGAGCGUGGACGAUGCUUCCGCCGAUCUCUGUGUUUGAUCGAGGAGUUCGGCUUGGAGGUCCUGCCGAGGGACCUUUGGUACUCUAUCUCCUCCUCGUCCGCGGGGACGGGGGAGUCGGACGAUCACGAGGAGGAGGAGGUCGGUGCGUGGGCUCCAGCGGGAGAACGUGCCAGGAUGAAGUUGCAGAAACUUUUCCGAGAUGCUGUUAUUGGUCCUUCGACGGCGAACUGUCGGCCUACCCGCCUGUCGGAGCUCCUCGGCAUUCCUCGUCGUACGGCCUCUUAUAUUAUGGCCUCUGCCAGGGCGAGCGAGACUGUGCCGGCCUCCCCUACAGCUGAGGAGGGGUCGGUGGGCAGCAACGUACUCUUGGAUGGGUCUGCUCGAUCGUGCCAGAGGGCCCUGGAGUACAUCCGGAAGCAGCUUGAGGAGCAUCUACUGGGUAUGGUGGGACAUGAUAGCUUCUCACAUGUGGAGCGGCCGUCGGUGGAGAAGCUGUCGGCCUUGACAAAACUGGCGGCGAGGUUGACAGCGGUAUGUGAUACUAAGAUGAUGGUGAAUGAGGAUAUUCUUGGCACUGUCCGGAGGCUCCAGUUGGCGACUAGAUUGGUGGCCGCUUCGGACGCUGUUAGUGAAGAGAAGCCCUUGGCGGGCUAUAAGUCGCUGCUUUAUUCUGUGCUAAAGUGGUGUUCAUCGCCGUCGUCCUUGAUGCCUGCGGUGGAGACCUUCCGUGCGGCCGUUGAAGUAGCGUGUGGGGCUGAUUUGGAUGCUGAUGAUGAGGAAGACGACGACGACGAGGAGGAAGAGGAUUUCUUUUCGGAUAUCUUGGCCUCGCAGAACUGGUCGAUCGCGGCGGAGGUGGCCUCCUGUAGGCGGCUGGAUGUCCUUGCCGAGUGGCUACGUCGCAUAACCAAUACUGGAGAGGAGGAGGAUGCGUUGCUCAUGCUAAUGCUGGGCCUGUCCCUUCCUCAAGCUGUCUCUGAGGACACCUUCGACAAGGCUAUCAUAGAGAAGAGGGCGUCAGGCCAGGCGUCGCUGUCUAGCUUCUUGGCGGGCACGGCGAGCUGGCUCCCCCUCCUGCGAGAGUUCCUACCAGCAGACGCCCUUGAGCAAGAGGUGUCUCGUCUACAGCUAGCAGACACUUGUACAGACCUCACCGUGGCUGACGCGACGCUCGCUGAACAGCCUAUGGGGGGAGCUAUUGUGAAGGCCUUCGAGGACAACGCUUAUACGUUGUUCGCGAAGAAGUGCUUGCAGGACCGAUGGGCUAUAUACUGUUCUGAGCUCUCUGUUGAGGUCGACCCGGUUUGCUUGGGAGAGGGCAAGGCGGAGUACCUAUGGCCUCUCAUGGCCAAACUCACUGCGGCUGGUGCUGAGCUGGCAUCUAUACAAAUCUUGGCGAAGGACUUCCAACUCCCACAGUGGGAGGCGUCUCUGUUGUGGUGUAGUACGGUGAUACAGGAGCAUCAGGGCGAGGAUAGGAUGGACCGGGCAUGGGCUGAGAUGGAUGAGCUCAUUGGACACUAUCGGACCGAGACACUCCGCGUUAUUGAAUGCGAGAUCCUCGGUGUUGUGCAGGACCUGUCCCUCAUCGAGAAGGCCUUGGCUAGACUACCUGAGGGGCCUUUUUCGGCUCAUAGGUUUGCUGCUAAAGCGAUACGGGACUAUGAGGCCAAGACGGGUACUGUUGGUAACCUUACAUUGAGGAAGAUGGUUGAGGACCCUCAGUGUGCUCUUAUGGCUGAGCUCAUGGACCGUAGCCUCACUACGGUGGAAGCUAUCCUGGAGGUGAUAGGCCCGGAGUCGGCAGCAGGGUUCAUAUCAGAUGCCAGCGAGUAUAUACUCCAUCACUCAGAGAGGCAGAGUAAUGGGGUGCUCACUGUGGUUCAUGGCGUGGGGGAAGCCGAUACGGACGGCUUCCUACGUGUAGAGAAUCGACUAAGUACUGAGCCUGACUACUGGACAGUGGCUAUCAGCGAACAGCUACUCCCCCUCAUUGACAAGUUGAAGGAUAUAAUGCCCACUCGGGCGAGCGAGAUUCUCAAGGUGUUUAGUGAUAUGCUCCCGGUGUGUGUGGAUAAGCUGAGAGCAUGGCAGAGGUUGAAGGCCCUCGAAAAGAAAGGGGCACCACGGCACAGAUCAAGCGCUGAGAUCAACGCUCUAGAGACCAGAGUGAGCGAGCCACAUAUGGGGAGACCUAUCGUCCUUCAUGUUCGCCAGAUUCUACUCAGAGGAUACCCGAAGUAUGCGCCUUUCGAGCCGAUACUGGUGGAGCUAGGCCCUUGGGCUUGCGCAGAGGCCAUCGGUUAUACUGGCCUUGUUGAGGAAGGGACUGCUGAUGAAGCUUAUGAGCUGCUUACGGAGGUCCUGGCGCUGAAUCGUGUCAAGUUGGGUGUCACCAUGCGGGAGCUGGCCGAUAAGUGGGUGAAGACCCCUGGGAGGCAGGAGCCGUGGAUGAAGAUAGUGAAGCUCCAACGAGAGAAAGCACCGAAGUGCGGAGUUGAUAUCUUCGACCGAGNNNNUGCCGACGUCGGAUGCGACGUUCGCUGA